Messenger RNA from Nerophis ophidion (straightnose pipefish), 4082 nucleotides. RefSeq names its product zinc finger protein 276-like. The record is from RefSeq and is a predicted model, not a curated record. Gene Ontology annotation, cellular component: nucleus; chromosome; kinetochore. The transcript has 12 exons. Gene Ontology annotation, molecular function: chromatin insulator sequence binding; zinc ion binding. NCBI's taxonomy places the organism in Eukaryota, Metazoa, Chordata, Actinopteri, Syngnathiformes, Syngnathidae. Bases 184 to 1917 code for a protein of 577 amino acids. Gene Ontology annotation, biological process: regulation of transcription by RNA polymerase II.
AUACAUGGAAGAGGGAGAAGGAGAAGGAGAAGAAGAAGAAGAAGACGCUGAAGGAACAUAAGACCAAAAUACUUCCGAGAGGAUGUCAGCUGUCAUGGAACAUAUUCACUGUUUCUAGCGCUGGGAGUGACCAAGGAAUCCAUCAUCCAAACCAGCUGCUGACAGACUUCAUUGCUGAAUAAAAUGAAGAGGAAACGUCGGGGCUCAAGGCCAUGUGAAGCUGAGAAGAGGGCACGUGGAAACCAAAGAGCUCAGAAGAACGUCCAUGCAGCAACACCUGCUCUACAACGUGUUACUACAGAUGCUAACUACACUUCAACCAACCAGCACAAGCAGACCGAAAUCAAGUCCAACACCUCCAGUCGACUGUCCGCUGCCGUCUGCAGGCUGUGCCACGGAAAGUUUUCCGCACGGAGUUUGCGACAUGCUUUCAGCAAAUGGCCUCAGGAUUCUCUGGAUGUCGUUGAGGACAAAGAGUAUGCUGCAGCCCCGUCGCCCGCUUUGUUCUACGCUGACUUCCAACGACUGGUUGGGGUGCAGUUGGACCCCGAUCCCCGAUUAUCUGCAUUUGUUUGUAAGAAAUGUCACAGCAAGUUCUACAAAUGCAACAGCAUCCUGCUGCACUUUCUACAGAUGGUUAAUGUGCUGCCUGUUGGCAAAGACAACCCCAAAAGCAGGCAUCAUCCGAUGUUUUCAAAACUUUCAGUGAGCCAUGAGUCGACAUCAGCAUUACCAUCCUUUUCUUCAGACACCAAGUGCCUGCACAAGCUGGUGUCGUGGGCUCACCACCACGCAGAGGCAUGCAGGUCCUGCCCUGACCUGAAGGAGGUGCUGGAGGGCAGGUGCUGGGGCUUUGUCAAGGCCGUGUGGCGUUGUGUUGACGGGCACAGCUACACUCUGGACACACACGGCACCUCGUCUGUCAAGUCUGGCCACAUGCUCCAGCGCGGAAGCAUCGAUGAGCGCCAAGAAAGGAGCUCGGCGGGGAUCGCGGUCGACAGCGUGGUUGGGCAGAGUCCACUCUCCGUCACGCAGCAGACCUGCGGCUCGGCAUUAGCAGACUGGAGCAGCAACACUGAAGACUCCACAGACCCAAAUGCUCUGAAACAGCAUGAAGACAGGCUGGUUGAAAGUGAUCUUUCUGACAGAGUGUUGUCAGAAGAGGAGUUUGAGGAUAAAGGAAAAAGCUUGUCAGAAGAUGAGUCUUUUGAGCCAUAUUCCGACAAAAGCCCUUGCAGGGCAACCGUCCCCACUGAGCAACGACAAAUGUCAAAUAUCUCAGGAGAGCCUAAAGUCAAAAAGAAACCUGGACCCAAACCUGGCUGGAAGAACCAAUUCAAACCUAAAGGGGAGGAGCUACCUAACAUCUACAAGUGUCCGUGCCAGGGCUGCACCGCGGUCUACAGAGCUCCUGAUGGUCUGAAGAAACAUAUCAAGGAGCAUCAUGACGAGGUGAGAGAGCGACCCUGUCCUCACCCAGGAUGCAACAAGGUGUUCACCAUCGACCGUUACCUGCAGCGCCAUGUCAAGUUGAUCCACACAGAGGAGAGAAACUACAUCUGUGACCAGUGUGGACAGACUUUUAAACAAAGGAAACAUCUUUCAGUUCACCAAAUGAGACAUUCUGGAGCCAAACCACUGCAGUGCGAAGUCUGCGGCUUCCAAUGUCGGCAGCGGGCGUCGCUGAAGUAUCACAUGACCAAGCACAAGGCGGAGGCCGACCUGGAGUUCGCCUGCUUGAUCUGCAGCAAACGCUUCGAGAAGGCCCACAAUCUCAAUGUGCACAUGUCCAUGGUUCACCCGCUCACUCAGAUUAAAGCACAUCAGGAAGGAGGUCCGCCGCAGCCGCACCCGUUCCCCGACCUGCACGCCGUCACAUGCCCCGAGGAGGCGGGGCCACAGGAGCAGGACAGAUGACAGCAGCGAGAAGAUCUUCUGAGCUUCAACACUCAUAAGUGUGUCCAUCGGUGCACUUAAGCACUUCUUUUCAGCGCACAAUAGAGAAAAACACUGUCAUUCUCAAUAUGCUAAAUGUGCAUCAUCCUCAACACCUGCCAUCUCGGCUCUGUGGCUGGACUGGAGUGGUUGCACAUUAAAAAGGAGAGAUGAAGAAAACGUGUCAUGGGACUGUUACAUUUCUCACACUCAGGAACUGAGUACACUUAUUGAAGUGUACUGACAGACAGUCUAGAGUUUGAGGGGAGAUGGCUUGCAUUCUGGAACAAUUUCACUUACAGUUGUGAUCAAAAUUAUUCAACCCCCAUUUUUGGUGUUUUAGCAAGUUGGACAUUUAUUCCGUAUUUUGUUUAUAGUCAUAUCAAAUAAAGAUGCAUUAAAUAGACAAAUGCAACUUGAAUUACAUUAUAUUUUGUAACAUACCAAACAGUGUCAUUUCUUUUAAUAUCUCAUUGACAAAAUUAUUCAACCCCUUGAAGAUCAUAACUCUUAAGAACAGAAUUUAAAUAAGGUCUUUUCAAUCUGGUGUUGAAAACACCUGUAGAUGUGAUUAGAACCAUAACGAGCAACACUUAAACUGAUUGAAAAAGACUGUGACGCUCAGCUUCUUGUAGAUGGUCAACGGUGUAUUUGCAACAUGGUGAAGUCCAGGGAGUGGUCAAAGAAGUCAAGAGAGGAGGCCAUUUUUUCUUCAUAAGAAAGGAUAUGGAUAUAAGAAAAUAGCAAAGACAUUACACAUUCCAAGAGACACAGUUGAGAGCAUAAUUCGCAAGUUUAACGCUAAAGGCACAGUGGAAACACUACCUGGGCGUGGUAGAAAGAGGAUGCUGUGUGCGUACAGUGGUGAAAAACCCCCGGGUAACAGCUGAGGCACUACAACAGGACAUUGCAGAUGGGGGAACGCAGGUUUCGUCCCAGACAUUAAGGUGCGCACUACGAGAUGAAGGCCUCCAUGCCAGAACUCCCAGGCGCACCCCACUUCUGACUACCAGGCACAAGAAAAAAUAGACUCCAGUAUGCCAAAAAUCAUCUGGACAAACCCCAAAGGUUUUGGGAAACUGUUCUAUGGCGUGAUGAGACAAAAGUGGAACUCUUUGGGCCUAUGAAUCAACGUUAUGUCUGGAGGAGAAAAAAUGAAGCUUACAAAGAGAAGAACACCUUGCCUACUGUUAAGCAUGGUGGGGGGGUCAAUCAUGCUCUGGGGCUGUUUCUCUGCCUCAGGUACCGGGAAUCUCCAGCGCGUUCAAGGCAUUAUGAAUUCUAUUUCCUACCAGGAUAUAUUAGCUGCAAAUGUCAUGAAGUCAGUGACGAAGCUGAGGCCUGGGAGACGUUGGACCUUCCAACAGGACAAGGAUCCCAAGCAUACCUCCAAAUAAACAUCAGAGUGGUUGCAGAAGAAGGGCUGGAAGACUCUGGAGUGGCCUUCACAGUCGCCAGACCUAAAUCCUAUAGAAAAGCUGUGGUGGGACUUGAAGAAGGCAGUUGCAGCACGCAAACCCAAGAAUAUGAAUGAACUGGAGGCCUUUGCCCAAGAGGAAUGGGCUAAAAUACCUGUAGAUGGUUGCAAGAAGCUUGUGUCCGGUUAUGUAUCACGUUUGAAGGAUGUCAUUACUGCCAAAGGGUGUUCUACUAAGUACUAAAGAUGCAUGUAACUAGGGGGUUGAAUCAUUUUGUCAAUGAGAUAUUAAGAAAAAUGUCCUUUUUUGGUAUUUUGUCAAAUACAGUUACAAUUUAAGUUGCAUUUGUCUAUUUGACACAUCUUUAUUUGGCUAUAAACAAAAUACAGGAUAAAUGUCCAACUUGCUAAAACACCAAAAUUGUGUGGGGGUUGAAUCAUUUUGAGCACAACUGUACCUUCAAGAAGGAAUGCAACAAAUCAUGUGCUGUAAAACAGCCAGAGUGUUCACAGAUAUGAAAUUGUUCAUACAUUCCAAAAAAGCAAAUACUUUUAAUUGUUCAGGAGUGUUCUGUUUGUGAUUAUACUUUCAUAUACCUUUGUCUUGAAUGCUGAGAUUACCAAGUGAACACGACAACUGGAAGGAAUACUUUUAGAAUUAAUGUCACAGUUUUACUUUAAAACAAGACUUUUCUACACUUUACUUUAACACAUAAAUGUAUUACUUGUC